CCUGCCUGCCUCCCUCAGAUAUUUUCUCCUUUUCUCUUGCAAAAUCCGAAAAUGUGGCUACAUACAGAAUCAAAAGAUUCUAUUUGCUGAAUGGGGGUAACAUCAUCAAUUACUCACUCCAUCACGUUGACAAUUUCUCUACCAGUCUAUCUAACUAUAACUACGCUACCUACCCACCUUCUUCUUCUUCAUCUCUGUGUAUUCUGAGAAAGGAAGAGAGGUAUGAAGGAACAGAGCAUGGAGGAUCCACUUUUGUCCAAUUAUGAUCUCGGAGAAAUUAAGAAGAGGAAGAACAGAACCCGAGCUUUGUGUUCCCUUUUUGUUUUUCUCUGCAUCUCAAUUGUAGGCCUAGUUUUCAAAGAUGAUUUGAGUUUCUUGGUAGUGAGAGGAAACCAGUACGGUCAAAGGAUUGGGGUUGGUGAUUCAGACAUUGUUGAGUCAGACCGAGGUGUGGUGGCUGCGGAUGAUGGUCGGUGUUCUGAAAUUGGUGCGUCAAUCCUUAGAAAAGGAGGGCAUGCGGUGGAUGCUGCAGUGGCAACUGCACUUUGUGUUGGAGUUGUUAAUCCAAUGGCGAGCGGAAUUGGAGGUGGAGCAUUCAUGAUUGUCAGGUCUUCAUCUACUUCACAGACAGAGGCUUAUGACAUGAGAGAAACUGCUCCCUUAGCUGCAUCACAGGACAUGUAUGAGAAUGAUCUCCAAGCCAAGUACAAAGGGGCAUUGUCAAUGGCAGUUCCCGGGGAGAUUGCUGGCCUUCGUCAGGCUUGGUUGAAGCACGGGCGUUUAGCAUGGAGGAUUUUAUUUGAACCUGCUAUAAAACUUGCUAAAGAGGGUUUUGUGGUUGCCCCAUAUCUUGGAUUAAGCAUAGCUGCAUCUGCAGAGGCUAUCUUGAAGGACCCUGGCUUGAGGCAAUUGUUUGCCCCAAAUGGGAAGUUGUUGCAGGCUGGUGAUACAUGCUACAAUGUGGAGCUAGCCAGGAGCCUGGAGGCAGUAGCAGAAGAGGGGCCAGAAGCCUUUUAUAAUGGAAAAGUUGGGGAGAAAUUGGUGAAGGAUGUGAGGGAGGCAGGUGGGAUUUUGACAAUGGAGGAUUUGAGGAAUUACAAGGUGGAAGUGAUGGAUGCAAUGGCUGCAAAUGUGAUGGGCUAUACUAUCUAUGGAAUGCCACCUCCUUCCAGUGGAACCGUUGGCCUAUCUCUGGUUAUGAACAUCUUAGACAGCUAUGAAAGUUCUGAUGCUGCAAAGGGAAAUCUCGGUCUGCAUCGCUUGAUUGAAGCAAUGAAACACAUGUUUGCCAUAAGAAUGAACUUGGGUGACCCUGAUUUUGUAGAUGUGAAAGAAUCUAUAUCCAAAAUGCUUUCUCCUUCUUAUGCAAAGGAAAUCCAGCAAAAGAUACUUGACAACACCACUUUCCCUUCAGAUUACUACAUGUAUAGGUGGAGUCAGCUCAGAGAUCAUGGAACAAGCCAUUUCUGCAUUGUAGACACUGAUCGAAAUGCUGUGUCAAUUACAACAACUGUAAAUUAUCCAUUUGGAGCUGAGGUACUUUCUCCUUCUACUGGCAUUGUGCUCAACAAUGAGAUGGGUGACUUCUCUUCACCAACAGAGAUAUCUCCUGACUUGCUCCCUCCAGCUCCGGCAAAUUUCAUUCAACCAAACAAGAGGCCCCUAUCUUCAAUGACACCCCUCAUUAUCACCAAGGAUGAUCAACUCGUCGGAGCAAUUGGUGGUAGUGGAGGAUUGAGCAUUAUCCCAGCAGUGAUUCAGGUUUUCCUGAAUCAUUUUGUCCUGGGGAUGGAACCUUUGGCCGCAGUUCAGAAACCAAGAGUUUACCACAGGCUGAUACCGAAUGUGGUUCGGUACGAGAACUGGACUGUAAUAGAUGGCAACCACAUCGAGCUCGCCAAAGAAACUAGGGUUUUCUUGGAGGAGAUAGGUCAUCAACUGGAAGCCAGAGCAUCAGGGGCAAUUGUCCAGCUUGUUGUUCAGACCCUUCAAAACGCCAUGGACACCAGUCGAAGAUUUGGAAAAGAUUCCGGUGGCAAAAUAUUCCACGGAACACUGACGGCUGUGAGCGACCCAAGAAAGGACGGGAAGCCAGCUGCAGUUUGAUCCCCUUGGUUGCACUAAACCUGAACUGGAAGUCUUAAACAUUCCAAGGAAAAGAGAAUAAUUUCCAGAGCAUAUUCAAUGGAGAUGGAAAACAGUACCUUAGGAGACAUUUAAUAUUCUGUUUAUAAACAUUAUUUUGUAAUAUAUCAAUUGUUCAUCAAUGAUACAGCCGUUUGACAUCAUGCAACAUGUAAAUCUGAUUUAAGGACAAAGAGCAUGAUGCAAACAGAUGAUUCAGAAACAUUAGUUCUCACGAGGUCCUUGUUUACACCUAAUUUUACAACAAAUAAAGUGGUGCUACGUGU
Rubroshorea leprosula is the source of this 2411-nucleotide messenger RNA. The record is from the annotation of a GenBank genome assembly. NCBI's taxonomy places the organism in Eukaryota, Viridiplantae, Streptophyta, Magnoliopsida, Malvales, Dipterocarpaceae.